UUCCUCCCCACCCAUGCCGGCUAUGCUGGGCCUUGUAUUUCCGUCCCCAUUGCCAACCCUUCCCAUGCUGGCUCAGCACCUAGAGUACAUAUCCACCCGCGGCAACGCAAGAGUGACACACGAUGACAUGCUCGAUGCAUUUACCCAUGAGUCUGAUCUGAUCCGAUCGGAUCGCCGCGGCUCGGUACGAUGCAAUGUGGUACCUGGUCGCCUAUCUUGGAUCUCAACUACGUGACUCACAGUCUCCACAGAGUUUGUUAGGACGUCGGUGGUGGUCUGUAUUCACGAGUAACGAUACAGUCACC
Messenger RNA from Exophiala viscosa, 305 nucleotides. RefSeq lists its product as uncharacterized. NCBI's taxonomy places the organism in Eukaryota, Fungi, Ascomycota, Eurotiomycetes, Chaetothyriales, Herpotrichiellaceae. The transcript has a single exon. The record is from RefSeq and is a predicted model, not a curated record. Bases 14 to 235 code for a protein of 73 amino acids.